Messenger RNA from Eupeodes corollae, 1525 nucleotides. Its product is annotated as jerky protein homolog-like. Bases 1 to 1263 code for a protein of 420 amino acids. Gene Ontology annotation, cellular component: nucleus. Gene Ontology annotation, molecular function: DNA binding. The transcript is spliced from 3 exons. The record is from RefSeq and is a predicted model, not a curated record. Lineage: Eukaryota; Metazoa; Arthropoda; Insecta; Diptera; Syrphidae.
AUGAAAUUGGUUGCUCUUCUCCAGACCACAGCUUAUGCGACAGCGAUGCAGCAAUGCCUCCAUCAGAUGCAUCAGACUCCAGUGCAACUUCCCAUUUUGGAUGAUAUUGCACUAACACUUUUCAAUGUCGUGAAACAUUUGGCCAUAAUUCUCUGGAAUUUUGAUGUUGCAGAGUAUGGAUCUCAAGCCAGAUCAAAUAUAUAUUACGCUGAUGAGUCAGGUUUAUAUUGGAAGCUUCUUCCUGGAAAAACAUAUGUUUCGUGGGCUGAGAAGACUGUUCCAGGGAGAAAAGCCGAAAAACAAAGAAUUACUUUCAUGGCUUGCACCAAUGCUUCAGGUCGCCAUAAAGUAAAACCUCUUGUAAUUGGAAAAGCCAAAAAUCCUCGCCCAUUUAGAAAUGUGUGCUUGCCCGUACAUUACCGACACUCCAAAUCAGCUUGGAUGACAGGAGCAAUAUUUAAAGACUGGUUUCAUAAUUUAUUUGUUCCAGAAGUUCAAAACUUUCUUAAAAAUAAUGAUUUGCCACUUAAAGCUCUUCUUAUUUUGGAUAACGCUCCUAGUCACCCUCCGGAAAAUCAGCUGCAAACAUCAGAUGGCUGCAUAACAGUCAUCUAUAUGCCACCAACUGUAACUCCACUCAUUCAACCGAUGGACCAAAACGUAAUCCGACUGACAAAACUUUUUUAUAGAAAAAGCUUGUUAUUGUCAAUUAUUGCAGCUGAAAAAGAAAAUAUUUGCGAAGCGGUAAAAGAAAUCACGAUCAAGGAUGCGGUGUUCAAUUUACGAUCGGCUUGGGAUAGCUUGGAUGGUGCGGUCAUUGCAAAGUGUUGGAAAAAUAUUUUUGAAUCCAACGAACAUUUUGAUGAGGAAGAUGAUAUUCCCCUUAGUGUUCUUAGGCAACAGGACUUCAAAAAAAUUUCUGAAGAGGUGAUUAAUCUACUCAAUCAUCUAAACGAAGGCAUAACGCAUACACCUGGUGACAUAGGCGAUUGGAACGAAGAUAAAGUCUUGUCGGAUAUUGAAGAAGCCGAAAACGAAAACGAAGAAGAAGAUGUGCAGUUGGUAAUGGAGCGACCAACAUGUUCCGUUUCUUCAAAGGAUGCUGUCAUUCUCUUUGAUAAGAUAAUUGAGUGGGCGGGACAUAAUAAUACAGACUUUUCUGAUAUUAUGGUCAUGAAACGAUUACAAGAAAAAGCCAUUCAAAUUAAUUUAAAUUUAAGAAAAAGUCAGACAAAAGUGACAAACUACUUUCCAAAAAUGUAAUUCUUUUUUCGUUUUUUAUGAGUUAAAAUGUUUUUGUUUUAUGUUAUUUUAUAAAAGUAUAUAUUAUGAAUUGUUUUUGUUUUUGUUUUGCUGUUUCUUGAUUAAAAUGUUUGUUUAUUGAUUAAAUAAAUAUAAUUACCUUCACACUGAACAAAAUGUGCAUUUUUGAUCAAAUUUAACUUUGGAAAGCGUUUCUAGCCUCCCGCUCGAAAUAGUGAACAAUCUCGAAAUAGUGAACAUGGCUGGUUUUUAUUACUUCACU